AUGGCCGGGCGGGCGCCGUUCACCAACCUCGACCCCGUGACGGCGGCCGACUUGCAGCGCAAGGGCUUCGACCCGCUCGAGCUGGACCGAGCCACGGAGCAGCUGCUCACGUACGUCUACACCAGCCUCAUCCCCGACUUCCCCUUCCUCGCCACCGGCCGGCUCGCCGCCCGCCCCGCCUCCGACGGCGUCGACGGCAUCAGCCGCCUCCCGCGCGCGCUCCUGCGCAACAUCGUCUCCCGCCUCCCCGUCACGGACGCCGCGCGCACGGCCGUGCUCUCCUCCCGCUGGCGCACGGUCUGGCUCUCCGCGCCGCCCGUCCUGGUCGACGCCUACCUCCGGGAGGACGACUACGCCUGGCCCCCCACGCCGGCCAACUCGCCCGCCAUCACCGCCGCCGUCUCCCGCAUCCUCGAGGCGCACCCGGGGCCCUUCCGCUGCGUCUCCGCCUUGUCAGCCAGAGCCUACGGUGUGUGCAGAUCUGCGGUUCUGUUGUGGAAGACAUUGCCGUGGUGA
This is a messenger RNA of Triticum turgidum subsp. durum (durum wheat), 516 nucleotides long. Lineage: Eukaryota; Viridiplantae; Streptophyta; Magnoliopsida; Poales; Poaceae. The record is from the annotation of a GenBank genome assembly.